Lutra lutra (Eurasian river otter) is the source of this 1278-nucleotide messenger RNA. It is a transcript of the gene HAAO, whose product is annotated as 3-hydroxyanthranilate 3,4-dioxygenase. Gene Ontology annotation, biological process: quinolinate metabolic process; 'de novo' NAD+ biosynthetic process from L-tryptophan. Bases 19 to 951 code for a protein of 310 amino acids. The record is from RefSeq and is a predicted model, not a curated record. Lineage: Eukaryota; Metazoa; Chordata; Mammalia; Carnivora; Mustelidae. The transcript is spliced from 10 exons. Gene Ontology annotation, molecular function: iron ion binding; 3-hydroxyanthranilate 3,4-dioxygenase activity. Gene Ontology annotation, cellular component: cytoplasm.
GGAUUCGCUAGGCGGCCAAUGGCUGGGCGGAGCCGCACCCCUUCUACGCCCGCCAGGGCCACAGGCUCCAGAGCCGGCUCCCGGGCUACCAUGGAGCGUCCCGUGAGGGUGAAGACUUGGGUGGAGGAGAACCGGGCCUCCUUCCUGCCCCCGGUUUGCAACAAGCUCCUGCACCAGGAGCAGCUCAAAGUCAUGUUCGUCGGGGGCCCCAACAUCAGGAAGGACUACCACAUCGAGGAGGGUGAGGAGGUGUUCUACCAGCUAGAGGGUGACAUGGUUCUCCAGGUCCUGGAGCGAGGGAAACACCGGGCUGUGACCAUUCGGCAGGGAGAGAUAUUCCUGCUUCCCGCUGGGGUACCCCACUCUCCACAGAGGUUUGCCGACACCGUGGGACUGGUCAUUGAACGGAGACGGCUGCAAACGGAGCUGGAUGGGCUCAGGUACUACGUGGAGGACACUACGGACGUCCUGUUCGAGAAGUGGUUCUACUGCGAGGACCUUGGCACACAGUUGGCUCCCAUCAUCCAGGAGUUCUUCAGCUCUGAGCAAUACAAAACAGGAAAGCCCAUCCCUGACCAGCUGUGCCAGAAACCACCAUUCCUCCUGAGCACACGAUCUGUCAUGGAGCCCAUGUCCCUGGAGGCCUGGCUGGAUGGGCACCACAAGCAGCUGCAGGAAGGCACAUCCCUCAGCCUGUUUGGGGACUCCUAUGAGACACAGGUGAUUGUCCAUGGACAAGGCAGCAGCAAGGGCCCGAGACAGGACGUGGAUGUGUGGCUGUGGCAGUUGGAAGGUUCCUCUGUGGUGACAAUGGGGGACCAGCACCUGAGCCUGGUCCCAGAUGACAGUCUUCUGGUGCCAGCUGGGAAUGCGUACACCUGGGACCGAGGACGGGACUCUGUGGCCCUGGCUGUGACCCAGGACCCCACCCGCAAGAAACCCCUGGGCUGAUACUCUGGGUGCUGCCCCCCAAGGAGCCACAGUGCCUCCCUCCCCCACCCAGUUCCCCUCUCUGCUUCUGCGCGUGCUGCUGCCGAUGUACUGCGUGUCCCUGGAGCAGGGCCCUGGACAUAGCCAUCCAGCCUCCUCUUCCUCUCGGCCAGGCUCUUAGGGGGACAGUCAUGCCCUUUCUCUUCUAUCAUUCCUCUGCCCACUGCCUUACAUAGUCUGCUCCAUGAUUGAGGCCGGGCUGCCUCUCCAUCCCUCUGUCCUCCCAGGCUCAGGACAGCACUCGCCUGCCACACAGAGGGCCCUCAAUAAAGUCUUCCUGGUGGACAA